Messenger RNA from Adineta steineri, 1011 nucleotides. The record is from the annotation of a GenBank genome assembly. Lineage: Eukaryota; Metazoa; Rotifera; Eurotatoria; Adinetida; Adinetidae.
AUGGGUGGUAUUGCAUCAUCAAGACUUGCAACAAUUGGUAUAUCAGCAAUGAAUCGUUAUGGAAUUUUAUUUCUCGGUAUUAUUGGUAUUUGGGGAAAUUUAUUAAAUGUAUAUAUUUUUAGUCGACCACAUCUUCGUCGAAAUACUUGUGUUUUAUGUUUAUUAAUAUCAAGUUUUUUAAAUUUAAUAAUACUUAUCUUCGGUGUUUUUUUACGAUGUUUAAUGGGUUACAAUAUUGAUUUAACAUAUAAUGCAUCCAUAUUUUGUCCAAUGCGUUAUUAUCUUAUAUAUGUAUGUCAAUCAGGAUCUCUUUGGUUGAUUGUACUUGCUUGUGUCGAUAGAUAUUUAUCAUCAUCAUUAAAUAUUAUACAUCGACAAUGGAUGAAUCGAAAACGAACUAAUCGUAUUAUAUUAUUUAUAUUAAUAUUUAGUUUAUUAUGUUAUGUAGAAGUUUUUUAUUGUUUUGAAGCAUCUUUUAUAACUAAUGGAUAUUGUAAAACUAAAGAUAAAUAUUGUUCAUAUAUUGAUACAGCUAGUUAUUUAAUAUUCAAUAGUUUUUUGCCAUCAAGUUUAAUGUUAGGUUUUGGUGCUGGUAUGUUAAUAAAUAUAAAACGAAGUUAUCAGCGUAUUGGACAACUUCCAUCAUAUAUUGGAUCAAUAAAUAAAAUCAAUCGACGUGAUAAACAACUUAUAUCCAUGUUAUUACUUCAAGUAGCUUUAAUUGGUAUAUGUAUGUUUCCUAUUAGUAUUAUCAAAUUUUAUCUAUCGAUAACAAUUUCGAUCGAAAAAGCAAAUGAACAAAUUUAUAAUGAAUACUUUGCAUAUCAACUUUCAGUUGCUAUUUCAUAUAUUAAUCCAAGUGGAAUGUUUUUUGUACAUACAUUACGUGGAAAACUUUUUCGUACUGAACUUAUUCGACUUUUUAAUCGUUUAAAAUAUCAUAGUCAUCGAAAUUUAUUGUGUCGACGAAUAUCACAAAUAAUGUGGGCUCAUCCUAUCAAUCGUUUUUGA